AUGUUCUACAAGCUGCUCCUACUGGUUGUCGGUGUUCUUCAUUGUGGUAUCUCCGCAAAAACAGACCAUUGGAACGAAGAGACAUCAGUCGAUGAUAGUUUUGGGGCUUCGUUCUAUAAAUUUUGCGACCUCCUUCCUCUCCAUGCGAAUGAAAAUCUUCUCGAAGGAGGCUUUGAUGCGAUCCAAUCCUGUAUAAAACUUUGGCACAAUAACGACAUCCGUCCGGCAGAACCUUUUACUGACGACGAUGUGGUCAGUUUUGUUAUGGUACCCUCCAUCACGUGA
This is a messenger RNA of Necator americanus (New World hookworm), 285 nucleotides long. RefSeq lists its product as uncharacterized. Lineage: Eukaryota; Metazoa; Nematoda; Chromadorea; Rhabditida; Ancylostomatidae. Bases 1 to 285 code for a protein of 94 amino acids. The record is from RefSeq and is a predicted model, not a curated record. The transcript has a single exon.